Phycodurus eques (leafy seadragon) is the source of this 2780-nucleotide messenger RNA. RefSeq names its product speckle type BTB/POZ protein like a (gene spopla). Gene Ontology annotation, cellular component: cytoplasm; nucleus. Lineage: Eukaryota; Metazoa; Chordata; Actinopteri; Syngnathiformes; Syngnathidae. Gene Ontology annotation, biological process: regulation of proteolysis; proteasome-mediated ubiquitin-dependent protein catabolic process. Bases 294 to 1472 code for a protein of 392 amino acids. Gene Ontology annotation, molecular function: ubiquitin protein ligase binding. The record is from RefSeq and is a predicted model, not a curated record. The transcript is spliced from 12 exons.
GCUACCAACCAGAUCAGCAAGAAACACAGUAAGCUAGCUCACAUAUAAAUUAGACAAAGAAAGCUUGUGAAGAGUCUACCCGAAAAAGAGUCCAAAGUGACGGAGGGUGACAGGAGCGCUUGUGACACUAAGCGGCAUACCUUACUCGAUACAUACGGAAGUAUGAAAUUGAAAGGCUGGGACAUGAAGAUGGGGCCAUGAAAUAUCCUGUGACAUACUAGACAUACCACCUUUGAAAUACUUAAAACUGCUAAGAGUGCUUUAAAGGCGAGAGUGCUACCUCCAAAGUGGUGAUGUCACGGGUUCCCACGCCCCCUCCUCCUGGGGAGAUGUCAAGUGGACCUGUGGCAGAGAGCUGGUGUUACACACAGGUCAAGGUUGUCAAGUUUUCCUACAUGUGGACCAUAAACAACUUUAGUUUUUGCAGAGAAGAAAUGGGAGAGGUGCUGAAGAGCUCAACCUUCUCCUCUGGCCCUAAUGACAAAAUGAAGUGGUGUCUGCGAGUCAAUCCAAAGGGACUUGAUGAUGAAAGCAAAGAUUAUCUGUCAUUAUAUUUACUUCUUGUUAGUUGUCCAAAAAGUGAAGUCAGAGCAAAAUUCAAGUUUUCCUUGUUGAAUGCUAAGCGAGAGGAGACAAAAGCAAUGGAAAGCCAAAGAGCCUACAGGUUUGUCCAAGGCAAAGAUUGGGGCUUCAAAAAGUUUAUCAGGAGAGAUUUCCUCCUGGAUGAAGCCAACGGACUGCUUCCUGAUGACAAACUUACUCUUUUCUGUGAGGUCAGUGUUGUCCAGGACUCUGUGAACAUUUCUGGCCAGUCCAACAUGAACAUGCUGAAGGUGCCUGAGUGUCAGCUGUCUGAUGACCUGGGGAACCUUUGGGAGUGUUCACGCUUCACAGACUGCAGCCUCUAUGUGGGAGGGCAGGAGUUCAAAGCCCACAAAUCCAUCCUGGCAGCAAGGUCGCCCGUCUUCAAUGCAAUGUUUGAGCAUGAAAUGGAAGAGAGUAAAAAGAACCGUGUCGAUAUAAGUGACGUGGACCCUGACGUCUUCAAAGAAAUGAUGGGCUUCAUCUACACAGGGAAGGCCCCAAACCUGGAGAAGAUGGCAGACAACCUGCUGGCAGCUGCAGACAAAUACGCUCUGGAGCGUUUAAAAGUCAUGUGUGAAGAGGCCUUGUGCAACAGCCUCUCGGUGGAGAAUGUGGCCGACACCCUCAUCCUCGCAGACUUGCACAGCGCCGAGCAGCUCAAAGCACAAGCCAUAGAUUUUAUCAACAGGUGCAGUGUCCUCAGACAGCUGGGCUGUAAAGAUGGAAAGAACUGGAAUAGCAACCACGCAACAGACAUAAUGGAGACCGCGGGCUGGAAGUCAAUGAUCCAGUCUCACCCUCACUUGGUGGCCGAGGCCUUCCGCGCCCUGGCCUCGGCGCAGUGCCCGCCCUUCGGUCCUCCCCGCAAGCGUCUAAAACAGUCGUGACGGCCCACUACUCGCUGGCUCUGCGGAGGAAAAGACUCGUGAGGAUGCCACUCUUGCUGAAUUCCACCAAAACAGAGCACACUUGAACAGAGAAGAGUGGCCCUUCCUCACCAGGGAUGCGGGGGAGGCUGGCACAUGGACUUGUGGGGACAAAAGAGGAGAAAAAAAAGACUGUCUUGCUUUGCUGCCCCGACUGUCUUGUGUUCAGGAUGGGUAGCAAGUCAAGCUGUCUGCUUGUGUUUUUUUGUUUUGUUUUUUUGUUUGUUUGGUUGUUGUUUUUUGUUUUUUUUUCCCUGUAAUUGUUCAAAAUGGCCUUAAUAAAUCUGCCAUUGCUCUGGAGUUGCUCCAGAGUUCAUUUUUGUCGAUUUUACUCUGUGCCUGCCUUGUCACAAAGACCAGGCCUCCUCCAGGUUGCACUAGUUCCCGUCAAUAGUUGCUUUCAUAUGGAGUUCGAUAGGAACGUAAACAAAAGGUUGAACUAAAUGGGAAAUAUUAUAUAUUUGUAAUGUUUAGCCCGUUUUGUGACCAGACAUUAAGGAGCAUGAACACUUUCAGUGCAAGGUCAGUUCUUAACACUUUUUAAAAAGAUGUGUAUGCCCCAUAUUGAUGGCACCAUUUCUAUGUAAAUGAUAGCUGAAGCAUCCUCAGAAGACCAUUGUACCGGAACGUCUGUUGUGUUGCGUCUGUGUCGGGGGACAAAGAGAAAAAAAAACCCCACACAUUUAGGAAGACCCUGUGUCAAUUUCAAGUCUUUUGCCCCGUUUAUAUGAAAUAUUGGAAGUACUGUAUUGACAUAUUUAACCAGGCUCACGUCUAAGUGAAAUAUUCCGCUCAUGUCCGUGAACCAUCAUUAAUUCAAUUUGAACAAGAAAACCUUUGUAUUGCCCACCUGCAAAUAAAUAUAUCUUCUCAUGAUACUGUGGUUUAGUCAAAGUGGAAAGACUAAUGCAUGGUCAUGUUAUUGUCAAGGAAAGUGUCCAAGAAUAAUAAUUUUUAUUUUUUUUUUAAACUGUAUUUACAGGCGUUGGCGCAGAAUUAAAUGAAUUGAUAAUGUUCAAAGCAAAAGGUCCUCUUAAAAUGCUUGGAGACGUGUAGGAUGCUGCGCAUCACUUUUGCCAGCGAUGUUCUUUGUUCAGAAUGAGCGCUUGUCCUGUUUGUUUCGGUGCAUCUUAGCGUGGACGCGACAAAUACACCAGAAGCGUUUGUAAAAAAAAAGAGAGCGGUGUCAUGUUGAAAUGUGAUUGGAAGCAGUGAGAUGGAAAUCUUUCACAGGAAUGGCUGCAUUAAGCAAUUAAAACAUUUUCCAGA